Molecule: messenger RNA, 2143 nt
Organism: Manihot esculenta (cassava)
Lineage: Eukaryota; Viridiplantae; Streptophyta; Magnoliopsida; Malpighiales; Euphorbiaceae
Exons: 3
Coding region: 1402-1890 (162 amino acids)
Biological process (GO): GPI anchor biosynthetic process
Cellular component (GO): endoplasmic reticulum membrane
Molecular function (GO): hydrolase activity, acting on ester bonds
Source: RefSeq, a predicted model, not a curated record
GUUGCAACGAGGACAUCGUAAAUUUAGCGGGACCGAGUGUAAUGGUCAGCUGCCUGUUUCCGGUGCGGAAGCCAUCCCACAUCGGAAGAUCAUGAAAAAUUGGAAUUGUAUAUAAUAACUAGUACAAACCUACUAAAUAAUUUGGGUUAAAAGUUAUUUGGUUCAGUUUGGGUCGGCCUGUUUCAAUAUAAUUGAAUACAUUACCCAAUUAUUUCAAGUAAAUGUGUUUGUGCUUCUCAGGAACCUGUUUCUGUUGCUGUCUCUGCUUUACCUAUCGCCAUUCAGUUUCAUGGUUUUGUGUCCUUUUUCAUCCUUAUAUAGUAAAUGCUGCUGUUGUGGCCAAAUAAGUAGACAUUUUGAAUUUACUGGCUUGUGGCAUGUCUAUGAGAUCCUAUCAAUGAAUUCUUGGUUUUGGAGUGCUUUCCACAGUCGGUAAGCUGUAUUAGUAGACAAAAAUUGGAAGGGGUAAAUUUUCUUCCCGACAUCAUGACAAGAUAAUGCCUUACCAGUAAUGGUUAUGUUCUUGAAUUUUCAAGAAUUUGGUUUACAUUGUAUAAUGCUUCCACACCUAACAACCAAAUGACCAAUUUUGAUGUCCUCUAUCCAAAUGAAAAACGUUAUAGUGGAGAGAGUUAAUAGAAAUGAAUGUUGGCUCUGCUAUCCAUGAUAUUGAAUGUUAUGAUGGACAAUAAGUUAGGAGAAACGGAUUUUGACCCUGCUUGACUGUUCAUCAUAGUUGUGAUUGGUGACAUUCUUCUGGAGAGGAUCAAGCGUUUAUUUAAACUUACAACUCUAGUAUAUAAAAUGAUAAAUGCACAUAAUUUUUCUUAUAUAAUAUGUGCACUUAUAGUUACAAAUACAUUAACUGUACAUCUACAGAAGUAGAGGUCAUUAUCCCGUUAUGGUCUUAAAACAGGGUUCUGAGUGGAAAAUUUUAGCACACUCAUGCAAUAUCAUUUUUACGUUUAAGACUUUAAGUUACUGCUCUGAGGACUUCAAAUUUCUCUCCUACAAUUGGAAGCUCUAACUUGUAGCACUGCAGUAAGCAGUGGCCUCUGCAUACACACAUAUCUUUUUAUUAUAUUUUUCAUCUUUUGCUAGUGCCUUCUAUGUCAUUUUCUAAGUUAAUUAAUUGCAGAGAUUUUGAGUUGACAGAGAAGCUAGAAUAUUCCUCUGCUGUCUUUACUUGCAACUACCCUAAUUUUAGUGAUACUGCAAGCUUUCAACGUGAGAAUUGAGGCUGCAAGUAUCAUGGUUGCAGCUCCUUUAAUUGCAUCUCUUGCAACACAUAUUAUGUAUCUGAACGUCUAUGAUCUUGACUGUGGUAAUUAUUUCUCUAGUAAUUUUCAUGUCGUGUGAUGCCUCAAAAUCUACCUUAGACUAUUCUGGAGUUCCAUUAGAAUGCUACUGUUAAAAAUGUGUUUAAUCAAAUCUGUUUUUCCUUCAGCUAUUUUGAACUGCGCUGCUAAUUUUCUUGCUAUUCUGUCUUUAUCCCUGUUGUCUGAUUUAGACUUGGUUUGUCUCGUAUGCACAUCACAUGCAAUUACUGUUUCUGUACUUUGUAUCUUAUUCGGUGAUCACAAAGAAGCAAGGAAUUUUUUUGUUCAUGGACAAGUUGAAGUUUCUGCAAAAUGGGGGAAUACAAUAAAGCAUGCGCCUAAAUAUGAAAGUAUGUGGGGCUAUGGGUUUAACUCAGCUGCUUAUUUGGGCAAGUGUUACUCAUCAUGCAUCCCGGUGCAAGUUGUGGAUGGUGGUUGUGGGUGGAGGUCUCGCUAUGCUCUUGGAUACCAUACGACUUCCCACCAUAUCACGGAUUUGUUGAUGCUCACGGUCUUUGGUUGUGGAGCUUUGUCAGGGAUGAUGCGAAGUUUAGUACUUCAAGUCUCCUGAAGAAAAUCAAAUAGCAUUCUAUAACACAUUCGUCUACCCAAUUCUCCAAAUAGAUUUUGAUUUUUGUCAAGCACAUUGCAGGCUCAAAUAUGCCUCGAACAACCAAAAGGCGUUGUUUUCCCGUGCAUGCAUUUGUCCCUCAUGCUUACCGCGGCUGAUCCUUUCACUUAGUAUUUAAUUUAGUGUUGAUCUAUUAUUUCCAUUGAAAAUGAAAAUGUGGUAUACGAUCUUUAAUGAAACUCAGGUUUUGAGA